UCAAAACUCCAUCAAGAUACGUGGAAUUGGUGUAACAGACUUCGCCCCGCUCUGACGUUCGCGUGUAAUUGUUCCGUGCGAUCGCUCUUGAAUUUAUCGCUACGUCAUCAGCACGCGUCUUUCUUAGUCCAUCUAAAACGCGCUCCUCACUCCUACCUCACAACACUACCCCACUUGCAACCUCAACACACAUUCCAACAACCCCACUCAACAAUGGAGACCAUCACCAACCUCGCGUCUACUGCUGCGAACACAGCGUCGAAGCUUAUCUAUGGCGACACCACUACUGCUGCUGCCGACACUACCACCAAGAACAAUGAGACGGGAGGCAUGGAGCCCAUCUCUGGCGAGCAGGGCAAAGGCACUGUCACUGAGCCGUUCGACCAAGGCAAUGCUGCAACCCCUCUCGAGAAGCCUUCGGGCUUAGGUGGCUUAGGUACUUCAGGUACCUCAGGUACUUCUGGUACCUUCCUUGACUACUCCAACCAGGUGUCAUCAGGUCAAGAGCCCAUCUCUGGUCUACAGGGUAAAGGUACCGCGGGUGAGCCUUUUGAUCAGGGAAACUCUCUAAACCCAACCGAUUCGUCUUCCAGCUCAUAUCGCCCAUCUGGCACAUCUACCGAUACCUACACGUCCAAUUUCGACUCGAACCCUGUUGGCGGAACGCAUGCGACCGGCAUCACGGACAAGGUCUGGAAACCAGCCCCGGUCGACAACGUCAGCACUUCGGUUAUCUCAUCAGCCCCGGUUGAUCCUCUGACUAGCGAGAGGGCGGGUUCUGAUCACCCCUUUGAGAAGUCUAGCUACGACAGCUUUGAGAAGCCCAGCCAUGACAGCUACGAGAAGCCCAGCUACGACAGCUACGACAAGUCCAGCUCCAUUCCUUUCGAGAAGUCGAGCUCUAGCCCCUUUGAACACUCAGGCUUUGCUUCUACUGGUCAAUCAAGCCAAUUCCCCACCGGCGUUCCUGCUCCUAUCGAGCAAUCUGGUUUCGCACCCACCCAGCAAUCUGACUUCGCUCCCAUCCAGCAGUCUGACUUCGCUUCCACCCAACAGUCUGGCUUCGCUCCUGUCGAGAAGUCCGGUUUUGCACCUACCGAGCAGUCUGGUUUCGCACCUACCGAGCAAUCCGGCUUCGCACCAUCAGAACAGUCGAAGUUCUCCUCCGACGAUAGGUCAAAGAUUCCUGUUCCAGUCAGGGAGUCUGAGAUUGCCUCUACUAGUGGUUCCGGCAUGCCUGCUGUCGACACUGCCCCUCUUGAGUACAAAUACCCGGGUUCGGGCACUCCCGACAGGGCUUCUGAUGUCCACGAGGCAGGUGUUAUCAAUGACUCCAAUGCUGGCUUUGGAAACACCUCUCACAACCCUGUGGGACAUCACCAUGACACCAAGACGGGAGCGUUCACAGGUUCUGCCGUCGAUGGGACUCACUCCGGUGCCGGCAAUCCGGUAACUUCGGGAGAGACCAACCGUCUUGCGGGAGAGAAGAGCAGUUAUCAGUCUGGGUCGAUGACUUCACCUACGUCGACAUCAUCCGCUGGCACUAACCAAGGCGCUCCCCACGAGAGCAAGAUGUCAAAGAUCAUGGACAAGCUUCAUAUUGGUCACAAAUAGGUGGCUUGUCACUUGCACUCGUUCAAACUAACGGAGUUGUCCUUUCUUACUUGACGAUGGAUGAUAUAUGAUACCACGGCGUGAAUCGCGAACCUCUGGGCGGACUUUUUGUUACAUGUAGCUUAAACGCCAUGUUCUGAUGAAUGAUAAAAGCUUUUCAUACGUUGCUGCUUCCAUCUGUUUCUACACUUAGUGUCUUCUCGUACAUGUCGAAACCCACUUCUGAAAGAAUGACUAUGUGCCUGCUCAUCCUCUCAACUCGUUUGAUACCGAAAACCAUGAUAAAACGCCAAGCCCC
Messenger RNA from Dothidotthia symphoricarpi CBS 119687, 1912 nucleotides. RefSeq lists its product as uncharacterized. The transcript has 4 exons. The coding region runs from base 214 to 1614 and encodes 466 amino acids. NCBI's taxonomy places the organism in Eukaryota, Fungi, Ascomycota, Dothideomycetes, Pleosporales, Dothidotthiaceae. The record is from RefSeq and is a predicted model, not a curated record.